UUACUACGCAUGCGUACUUCGUGCCGAAACAGCCAUCUUUACCGCCAGCGUGGGUUCCGUGUUCACAGAAUUUGAAGAAAAGAAAUUUGCUUUUGUGGUGAGAAGGAUCAAAGACAUUGAUACGACUUAUAUACAAUAAGACACAAUGGGAGAUGAAAGUAAAAUGUACGUUGGAAAUGUUAGCUUUAACACAACAGAAGAUGAUUUAAGAGAUCAUUUCGAGCGAUUCGGAACCAUUGAGUCAUGCAACAUUGUUUUGGACCGCGAAACUAAUCGGUCAAGGGGAUUCGCAUUCAUCACAUUUAGCGAUCCAAAAGCAGCCAACGAUGCGGUCGCAGAAUCACAUACGCUGGAAGGACGUUCUCUUAAAACGUCGAUAGCGGAAUCGAAGAGGGGUGGUGGCCGAGGUAGCUAUGGCGGCGGUGGCGGCUAUGGAGGUGGCGGUGGCGGCUAUGGAGGAGGUGGCGGCGGCUAUGGAGGAGGUGGCGGCUAUGGCAAACGUGACAACUACCAGCAACAAUCCUAUGGAGGAGGGGAUUCCUACGGCGCAGGUGGUUACGGAGGAAGCAAAAACUACAACGACGGACGUGGUGGUGGCAGCAGAGACGGGGGCUACCAAUCGGGCGGCGGGCGAGGUGGCUACAGUGGCGGCUGGUAGGUGAAUACAACACGUGUUUUAUGGUUGUACUCGCUCCCAUCUGACUUUAUCACCAGCAUCGCUCCAUAUCUUAUAUAUAUUGCCUAUAUAUAUAAAUCAGAGCGACAGACUUGAUGACAUUAAAUGUUAACUGGCUUAAUAAUCAGUUAAACUUCAUUUCUUGUAUUGGAUCUACAAAGAAAAACUUCGACUUUAACAUUAGACAAUAAUUGAUGGUUUCCAUAAAAUUCCAUUUGAAAUAGUUAUUAUAAUAAAAAGGUUGUACAUAGAUUAUCGUGAUUUCUUUUUUAGUUCACUAGACUAGACCGAAAACUUCAAAGGCUGAGUAAAUGUUAACCCAAAGCACAUAAUAAUCAUGUACUUCAAUAUCUUUGGACCUGAUAUUUGCAGAACUAUAUUUAUUUAAAACCAUAGAUUUUUCUUAAAGUUGGAAUUGUUCUCAUUGCCCCUUGGAUCUACUAUUUUAAAAUACGGCCAAACAAAAAAUAAAAUUGUUUCUUGUAACAUGUUUGAAAUUGAAAAAAAUCUGUACUGGGAACAUUUUAUUUUCAAAUACAAUUGUAUUUGGUUUAUAUAGAAGAGUGAUCAUGAUCUUGAUUUCAACAGUGCUUCUUUGAAAGUUGAUAGAAAAUUUAAGGGUAGGUUAAAAAAAAUGGAACAUAGGGUUAACGGAAACAACAUAUUUUUUGUUUGGCCAAAUCAGGGUGUACAGCUCGGUAACCAGUUCAUUGUUCUUGGAAAACAUUUUUGCAUAUUUCUUUUUUUUUUUGAUCUUGCAGUAUAUAUAUGUAAUGUGCUGAUAUCAUUGUUAUGCCUAGAUUUUUUUUAAUGAAAGUACUCUGGUUCCAAAGUAUCUUUGUUACGUCUCUAUGCCACAUGUUUUUGCAAGAUAUGGAAUAAAACUAGAAGCUGUAUUGAGUUUGUAUUCAUCGUAGAAAGGCACAAUUUCAUAAAAUUAACUAGAACUAUAUUGGCACACUUGAGCAUAAUUUGAUCGGUCAUGUGCAAAAGUGUCCUGACUGGGGUGCAGUUAGUCCAUCAGCAUAACAUUGAAUAUUUUUUGCAGUGUAAUUUUCAACUAUCAAUUGCAAUAAAGAAGUUAAUAAAACAACUCCUUUUAAUGGAACCCCAUUUUAAUAUUAAGACAAUCUACAUACACUGUCUAGAUAUCAGCAUUGUUUAGCUGCAGUAUCAUUUUAAAGUCCUGGUAUUGUUGCUAUAGGAAAUUAAUCUGAAAAUAUUAUGUUUGCAACAACAAAAGAAGGACCCAUUUCUUCAACAAAAUCUCUUUAGUAUUAUGAACAUUAAUUACAACAAUAAUUUAUACAUAUAUAUGCUCAUACACAUCGAUAUAUACAGUAUGAACAAAAAAGGAAACUGCUCCCAAAAAGUUGUAGGCAAACCAUCAAACCAUCAGACAAAUGGGUUAUAUUUACAUUAAAGUGUAAAGAGAAAGGAAAAUUAUUCACUCUGUUGUCUGUUGAGAAAUUUGAUAAUUUGAAUUUAUAUUUUUUAAGUUUUGUAACAUACUCGUGUUUUACAAAUGAUGUAGAUUUAUUUUUAUGACCAUUCAAGAACUGGGUCGAGCAACUUGUGCAGUAUCAAAAUAUUGAUUGGAAAUAACUAGGAAAUGAGUGUUCCUUCUCUUGUAUUGUAACAGUGAUAAAUCAGUCCCAUGAAAAUGUACUGUGCUUGUAAUGAGCUUACUUCCAUGUGUAAUCCAAAUGCAAUUGAUGUAUAUUAUAUGGGGGAAGAUAUGUUCUGGUUUAUUCGUGUUAGUUUUAAUACUAAGUUAAUGUUUGGAAAGCAAAAACAAAAUGAAGAAAUGCUGUAAUACUAGAUAAAAAUAAAAAGUGAUUAGUAAUUAUA
Molecule: messenger RNA, 2527 nt
Organism: Mizuhopecten yessoensis (Yesso scallop)
Lineage: Eukaryota; Metazoa; Mollusca; Bivalvia; Pectinida; Pectinidae
Product: glycine-rich RNA-binding protein 10-like
Exons: 1
Coding region: 146-658 (170 amino acids)
Molecular function (GO): RNA binding
Source: RefSeq, a predicted model, not a curated record